AAUUGAGCAUCGCUAUCUGAGCAUUUUUGCCACAUUCCUCUUUGGUCCGCGCACUUCAAGAGACCUCGCACCGUCUAAACUCGACUCCAUCCAAAUCCCCACCUACCCGACAUCUCCGCGUCAUGAACCCGGCAUCCGUCACCGUCCGCGACGUAGCUCCCAGUCAGCUUAUCACCGCGUACGCUCAACACCUGAAGAAGAGCGGGGGCAUCCAACUCCCGCCCUGGGUCGACGUCGUCAAAACGGCUGUGGGCAAAGAACUCUCGCCCUACGAUAGCGACUGGUACUACGUCCGCGCCGCGUCCAUGCUGCGAAAAAUAUACCUGAACAAGAGCGUCGGAAUCGGCUCGUUCCGAAAAAUCUACGGCGCGGCCAAGACCAACGGCCUUCGACCGCAGCACUUCGCCCUGGGAUCGGGAUCCAUCGCCCGAUCCAUCCUGCGAAACCUGGAAACGAUGAGGCUCAUCGAGAAACACCCCAAAGGCGGCAGAAGAAUCACGGCAGAAGGAAGGCGAGACCUCGACAGUGUCGCUCGCAGCAUAAAACAGCGCCUGGCAGCCAACUCCUAGACGCGCCGCCCCCAUCGAGUAAAAACAAAAAAUAAAAAAUGUAUACGAAAUGA
Schistocerca gregaria is the source of this 622-nucleotide messenger RNA. RefSeq lists its product as uncharacterized. NCBI's taxonomy places the organism in Eukaryota, Metazoa, Arthropoda, Insecta, Orthoptera, Acrididae. Bases 123 to 569 code for a protein of 148 amino acids. Gene Ontology annotation, biological process: translation. The record is from RefSeq and is a predicted model, not a curated record. Gene Ontology annotation, cellular component: ribosome. The transcript is spliced from 3 exons. Gene Ontology annotation, molecular function: structural constituent of ribosome.